UCACCACAACAGUUGGCCUUUCGUUUCAGCACUCAGAGAGGCUGGCUAGAAAUGCAGCGGAGACGCCGGAAUUGGAUUCUGAAUGAGUAAACAUAUCACUCAAGGAAUCUAAGAGAAGAGGCCUGCAAGUUCUCAGGCAACCAAAAGCUGCCAUGAGAAUGAGGUGCUCCCCUAAUCUCUCAAAGGAAAAGAUCGCUCUUCGCUUUCGGGCUUUCGCGCUUCUCACGCGCAACGCCACGUAAUUUCAGGCAAAGCUGGCACAAAUGUAUGCUCGGAACCAGAGAGAGUGUUAUUGUAGCUCCAAAGGAAAAAAGAUCGGUGAGGAUAGAGGGUCCUCCAUGGGUACCCCUCGGAAGGAAUAAGGAUCAUAUCUCUUUUCAGUUGCUGGGAAGAUAGGGUCGUCAGGCUUUGAGUGUCGCUCCAGUGAUUCUAGAUUCGCCCUAUCUAUCUCUGCCUUAUAAGUCGAGGCUCCGCGCUAGAUCGACCUCGCACAUGAGAGGUAGUUCGGUUUCAGAAGCCAAGGUUGUCUCACUCCCACAGGACCAUAAUCCAAGUCUUUGGUUACUAGAAAUAGCGGCACCGGUAAAAGCUGCAGAGGAUCUUGUCGGUCAGGAAUGUGCAGCCUGCAAGCAGAACAUUGUCAGUACAUGGCAGAACCUGAACAGAUGUAUCAUCAGCAACAGCAGCAGCUCCAUAGUCAUCGGCAACACAUGUCCUCAAGGCCUAGCUUAUAUCCGGAGAAGAAAUUCCCCCUGAAAGGCCAAGGAGGGGCAGGAGGAGAUUCAGGGCUCAUCCUAUCAACGGAUGCGAAACCUCGGCUUAAAUGGACUCCUGAGCUGCAUGAGCGUUUUGCUGAUGCAGUGAGCCAGCUAGGAGGACCUGACAAAGCUACGCCGAAAGCAAUCAUGAGGGUCAUGGGAAUCCCGGGACUAACUCUUUACCAUCUUAAGAGCCACCUUCAGAAAUUCAGACUUGGCAAGAAUCUCCAAACUCAAGCUAAUACUGUCCAUGCAAAGAAUGUUUUAGGCUUUGCGGCAGUGACAGAUAAAUCAUGUGAAGGACAGGCAUCACAAGCUGAUCACCUGAACCGAGAGACGCAAACCAGCAAGUCUGUGCACAUAAGCGAAUCCCUCCAAAUGCAAAUUGAGGUUCAGAGACGACUGCAUGAGCAAAUAGAGGUACAAAGACACCUGCAGCUCCGGAUAGAAGCUCAAGGCAAGUACCUGCACUCCGUGCUGGAGAAGGCGCAGGAGGCGCUCGCGAAGCAGCACGUCGUCAACGGCCUCGCGGCGGUGCCAGAGGUAGCCUUUUCGGCGAGACGAUACCCUCUACAGAACGACGGAUCGGCCGACGGCAGCUGCUUGACAGCGUCCGAGGACAUCCUCUCCAUCGGUUUCUCGGCAGCCGGUGCUGAUGCCGCACGGAGAGGCUCCGCCGCGCCAUUCGAGGAGGAGGAGUGCUACCUGUUCCUAGGCAAGCCUGAGCGGCGGCGCCAAGAACGGAAGAGUGAGGUCACGACGAACGGGUGCGACGGUGGCGUGGCGUUCGAGACGGCGGCGGGGCUGGACCUGAGCAUUGGUGUCGUCGCGGACAGCAGGCGGCGACCGCGCGGCGGCGAGAGGAUUGACCUGAACGGAUCAGGAUGGAACUGAGAGAGAGGGCGAGAGGGAUGGUGCAUGUCACGAAGUUGUCCUAGCUUGCAUUGAACAUGAUCAUGCAGAGGUUCAGAAGCAGUGCCUUCAAAUAGAGAACAGCAGAACACGAUUGAUGUGGUCUGUAUGCAGCAGCUGUGUUUCCGUGGAUCAAAACCAACUAAUGGGAGUAGACUCAUUCCGAUUAGUUAGGUGUUCGUGUCCAUGAUUGAAGCCCUAGAUGAUUGAUGCAUGCAUGAACAAAACCAACUAAUGAGGACAACCCCACUUUGUAGAUUGUUUUUUUUCGAAAUAGGGGAAAUAUCGCCCCAUGCACACGGUUUUUUUAUUAGAUUAUUCACAACACCUUACAAGAGCAAUACAAAAGAUCAAACUCGAAGCCACCUCGCUAAACCUAUAGAGGGAUGAAGGGGGUGACAAUUCACCAACUCAUAUCAUCCAAAAA
Molecule: messenger RNA, 2097 nt
Organism: Lolium perenne
Lineage: Eukaryota; Viridiplantae; Streptophyta; Magnoliopsida; Poales; Poaceae
Product: myb-related protein 2
Molecular function (GO): DNA-binding transcription factor activity; DNA binding
Source: RefSeq, a predicted model, not a curated record